Molecule: messenger RNA, 3973 nt
Organism: Lingula anatina
Lineage: Eukaryota; Metazoa; Brachiopoda; Lingulata; Lingulida; Lingulidae
Cellular component (GO): nucleus
Molecular function (GO): protein binding
Source: RefSeq, a predicted model, not a curated record
UUUGACCUCAUGUUGAGCCGGCGGCUGAUGUGCGAAUUCAAAAUUGAAGUGCUAAAUCCGCCGGCUAAUUGACAAAGAAUUUAACUUCGAUCAUCGAAAAAAAUACACCAGAAAGAUUUCUAAAUCAUGGAUGAAACAAGUGGAUUUGGUUACUGGGGAGGAAUGAGUGAGGAAAUAUUAAAAAGAGACUAUCCACUCCAUCGAGCUUGUCGAGACGGCGAUGUAGAAGCUUUGUCCUUGUUGUUACUACAAGCUCAACACAGCGUCUACGUUGAAGACACGUUUUACGGUUGGACGCCGGCACAUUGGGCAGCUUAUUUCGGGCGGACAAGCAGACCUGUAGAGGAAUUCGAGGCUAGAAAGCUGGCGUGUUUGAGAAAGUUAAUGAGUAUUACUCGACUGGGAGCGGAUUGCGAUGUGCUUACGACACGCUUUCUGCAGACCCCUGCACAUAUUGCAGCUUUUGGUGGGCAUCCGGGAUGUUUGCAAUGGCUGCUACAGUCUGGGGCAGGGAGAGACAAACAGGAUUACCUGGGUGAGACACCGAUCCAUAAAGCCGCCCGUACUGGCAGCAUGGAGUGUAUCAGUCUGCUGGCCUCUCAUGGUGCUUCACUCACAAUCCGGAGCUAUUCUGGUAACAUUCCUGCCCAACUAGCGAGAAACUGCGGCUACGAAGAGUGCGCCAAUUACUUAGAACGUGCACUAGAGCAACAGAAGCUUCAACAGACAGGCCAGACACCGGGAUUGCUGCCUCCUGUUACAGCCAACGAAGAAAGUAGUGAAAAAAAUCAUGACUGUGUUGUCAAACAGGGACUUAAUGGUGGUCUUCUCCCACCACCAGAUACUGUUACAACCAAUGGAAUCAACGAACAAGACCACGAAAUGGAGGAAAUGGACUCAGAUUCACAUGACCUUCACCAAGGUCAAGGUGAUGGGCCUCAAGGUCAUCACCUGAGCAACCCUCCUGUGGUAAAUGGUCAUAUAAAUGCUCACCCUCACCUUCAUCCCACAGUCAACGGCUCCUCUCAGGUACACCUAAACGGUGAUAUUCUCUUGCAAAAUGGCGUCUCAAGCAAUCUGGUCCCUAUAGCAGGGCAUAAACGAUGUCGAGAAGACGAUGGAGAGGAGAACUACAAGAAAGUGCGCAGAGGAGAUGAGCAUGAAGCACCAUUCUCUCCCAGUCUACACAUAAAUGGUAGCACAGAAGGAGUAACUUCUCUUACUACAGCCAAUGGCACCAUGGAGACUUGGCAAAAUAAAGAUGAAGACAAAGAAAAGCAGCCUUUUGUGCACGACUGGCCUCAGUAUUUUUUCCAUGUGUGACAUUGUUCUCGAAUGUGUUGUUAGUAAUAAGAUUAUUGGUUAGCAGUAUGGUUUUGUUCUUUAGAAGUGAGGAUUUUAAUGUGAGAAAAUGAGUUGUAACACAGAGGUUUUUAUGUCUGAAAAGAGGCUAUAGACCUGUUAUUUUACUGUGAAUGACCUGUAUAUAAUUUGAGUUUCGUCCUGUUUCUUAGGUGCUGGCUGCUGUUGAUGUGCAAGAAAGGAGAAAUUAUCUGACGUUGUUUAUUUGUUUUGCUUUUCCCCCAAAAAAUGAACAGUUUAUUUUAAUUGUUUCCUUUCAUUUAUUUCUAAAGGCAGUGUUUUUAAUAGUUAUUUAAAUUAGAAAAAAAAAAAAAACAUAUAAUUCAAGAUAUAUUUCUCAGAUGAUCCACAAAAUAUUUUGGCCAUAUUUUAACAGAAAUCUUUUUUUCUCUCUCUUUAGAACCUUUCACGAGGAACACAUGCAAUGGCCUCCCUGUGCACAUCAACAGCAACCAGCACGAGGUAACCGAGAGCGCCGUCGAACAUGACAGCACACUUGCAAUGCAACAAGGCUACGACAGCUUGAUCUACGAAGCCAUGGUCACACAACAUGGUUCUUGACUUCAAUUCCUUCUUUGAUACUAAAAAAAGGAGCAUUUUCACAAAUGGAUCUGGACCCACCGUUAUUUGUCAAAGAUUUUGUGUAGGUUCCAGUAAAAGAGACACAACUUCACUAUCUUGUGCAUAGAAUAUAUGCAUGUUGUGGAAAGUCCAGAGGUUGGAUCUGAAGAUGAAGGAAAAUCGACAAGAUCUUUGCCAAAUGUGAAUGCAUCUCCGGUACCAUUAUUCACUCCUCAUAUAGUGCUCUGAAGAUAAGAUCUAGAUUUAUUUAAUAUUGAGAUAUUACAUUGCAAAACUGUCAAAAUCACUGAUUGAUGUUUUGCUGAAAAUUGAAACACAUGUAGUUCAAGACUGUCUAAUAGUAUAUUUCAAGUAGGUCUGGUAUGUCAUGUGACAUUCACAUGAUUAUCAUGUGACUUCAUCCAAUUAUGUCAACCACAUUAGCAGCUGUUAUGAAAGAUAUCAAAGUUUCUCAUUUUUGUAUGUUUGUACAUAUUGAUAGUUGUUUUAUUUGAUUAAGAAGAAAAAACUGUCAACUUUUAUAGAUUUGUAAACUAUUGUGUUUAAUAGGAUAGUAAAUCCCUUUUUAGGACAACCUGCAUAAACAUCUGAAGACAGGUUGUACCCAGUUUUAUUCUUGCAAUUAUGACCAAUGCUCAAACAUGACAUCUUUAUGGGAUGUGAAGGAAGUCAUUGGCUUAGUUCAACCCUGGUGGGGAAAAAGUUCUUUAAAUAAGGGGUGUUUUUUUAGUUUGAAAUGCUACAGACUGGUGGUCGGUAGGUAUUUGAACAUAGGGUCAAGGAUGCCAGCCAUUUUUAUGCCAAAAUCUUUUAAAUCGUACCUUGAAGUGAUGCUUUGAUCUCAUGUGAUUUUUGAAAUGGGUGUCACUUAUGAUCCAACAGGGUACACGUAACAUAUAUAUUAUAUAUAUUGAUAUGUGAGAUGUGUUUUAUAUUGUAAAAAUAAUUUGUUUUUAAUGUAUUAGAUUAUACAAAAAAGGUAAAUAUUUGCUUAUAUUUGGGUGUGAAAUUAUAUUUCUCUAAAACGGUAUCUUUAAAUUCUGCAUGUCAGGUGGUCAGAUCUACUUCAUCAGCUGUACAAAAUUGUGAAAUUGAUAAUCGAUGUAGCACUAUUUGUACCGUCUUUACCCAGAUGCAUAUUUAGCAUCUGCAUGUUAUUUGUGAAACCAGAGUCGCAAAGACAUGGCAGUGUGAACAGUUACGUGCAUAACCCGUAUUCUGUGUUAAGAUUCUUGUGCGAAAACUUGUCACCAAGCUAGUGCAGAGAAAUGCAAGGCAGUCUACCUUACUUGUAAAUAUGUCACUACCACAAAAUGGUGGUACUGUGAAUAAGUGGGCAAUUGAACUAAAAUUCAAAUUAUGAUUUUCUUUGGUAUUUCACUCAGGAAAUUAAGAAUUCAGUGAUUCAGCAUUCAGUGAUGUGACAUUUUCAUUGUCAGUAUGAUUUGAAAGAUGUUUAUGAAAAUCUGGUUUAUGAUAUUUUAAUCCACCAAAUACGGUAGGCUGAUGUGAAUUGACUAUUCUGCUUUAGACCACUGUUAACCUCAUGACACAUAAUAUUAUAUAAUUGGCAAAAAAAUUGGAAUUUAAUUUGUGAGCCAUACACAUUAUAACAUGGGGAUUUUAAGCAAAUGUCCCUUUUAUGGAAAUUAAUUGAAUGAUUAUGUUUACUGUGCUGUACACAGAGGAUUAUGAAAAAAAAAAAGAGAAGAGAAGAAGGAAGAGAAUGGUACAUCUUAAGAUUAAAAAUCUAGCCUGAUUUUAUCAUUUUUGUAAGAUGACCUAGUGGUGUUCCUUUCAGCUAGUCUACUGGCAGUACUUGCAAAAAAAAAACAAAAAACGCACAAACAUUUUAGUCAUGAUGUAAUGGAGUCCUCAAGUCUGUGGUUCACACUGAAUAUAAUGAAAUUGAAAUCCUAUUAAAUUAUAUUAUCAUUAAAAAGGUGUGGCUAUUGAAUAGAAAUGUUGAUUAUGAGAGUAAACAAGAAGUGAAUAGAUUGCCUGCCUUUGGUUAUCAUGUUUUUUUUUU